AGCAGCAGUGCAGAUUUGACGGCGGACGACUGAACAUCGAGUUUCAAGUGGAUGCGUUUUGUAACUGGACGUACACAGUACAAGAUACAGACAGAUGGCAAGGCGAGAUCAUUUUCAUGUGCUCAUUGUUUGUCCUCAACAGUCAGAGUUGGAGGCUGCACGUUAUGUAUUCGAACACGAAACAAACAGCAAGUUUAAAGAAGCUCACACUGAUCUUUCUUGCAGUCUUUAUCUAUGUCGUGAAUGGAAUAAUUUGCCUCUCAAUGUUGCGAUGGUAGCACAAGUGGAGUCUGGUGGUAUCGGUGCAAUGAAUCUUGUUGCUGAUUUGGCAAAUUAUUUCUCUGUUGGUUUGAUUGCAAUGACUGGCAUUUGUGCUGCAGAAGAAGACAAGUACAACAGAAUGGAAUAUGGGACUGUUGUCGUGGCCAACAGAACAACAACAGAGUCGGGAGGAUUGGAGAAGGCAAAUGAAACAUUUGAACCUCGUGCUCUUUAUAAGGAAUUAGACAAGCAGAUUUCACCAGCAAUAAAUGAACUUGUUGCUACAAAGGAAUCUAGCUGGGUAGACUUUAUUCCCAGCCAAUUGUAUCGUCCCAGUCCACGAUAUGUGAAGGAGCUGUUGCUGCAGUCUGUUUUAGUCAAUGCAGGAGGUAUCGUGAUGGAAGAUUUAUUAACAACUGUUAGAUCCAAAUUUCCUGGCAUUGAAAUGCUUUCACUUGAUGAGGUUUUGCAAAAGGUUUUAGAAGAAUCCAAAUCCUGGAUCUGUUCAGAAGGCAAACUUCUGAAGGCAACAAAUGAAGGAAAGCAUUAUGCUAAUGAUCAACCUUCCUUCCCACGUGGAGACCAUGCCAUUGUUGCUGUGUCUGCAUCCAUUGGAUCUGUGACCAAUGAGGUAAAGGAUCUCGGCAAGGAGAUGAAAACACUGAAGCAACAUAUGGCAGAUCAUGACAUAAAGGCCAUUGACAGAGAGGCUCAUUUCUUUAUGGAACAAGCAACAGACAGCUUCAGUCCUGGAUUACCUGUUGUGAUGAAGGGAAUAUCUGACUACGGAACUGACAGUAGCAAGCUGAACUAUUACAAAGUACACGCUGCUUCCACAUCUGCAGCAUUUCUGAGGCAUUUUGUUACACAGAAGAAUUCCAUUAUCAAGUCUCAAUCACUUGAGAGUCAGCUGUUUGAUGUUUCUGCAUUUGUGGCUGGUGAUUGGUGUGAUGUGGCUGAACGUCUUGGCAUGAGCGUCUAUGAAACGAAAAUGAUUGAAAUUGAAAUUCACACAAAGAGAGAACGAGCUUACCUCAUGUUGUGCAGGUGGCAUUCCAAAGAAGGAGACAAUGCAUCUGUAGACAAAGUGAAAGCUGAGCUCAAAUACGUCCAAGAACACAAGAAGCCUAAAGCAGUUGAUGGAAUAGUUUUGCCUAAUGAACUGAGAGAAGAGAAGCAGUUCUGUGGACGAGAAGCAGAGUUGCAGAUUUUGAAGGAAACGCUGUGGGGAAAUGAUCCCUGCAUUCCAAUAAAGGAAUAUUGCUGUGUGGUGGUUCAAGGAAUGGGUGGAUUAGGGAAAUCGUCUUUGAUAGCUAAAUAUGCAUUGCUAUGGAAACAUCUGUAUAGUGAUGGAGUUCUAUUCUUCUAUGCAGAAUCGUUGGCAACACUUACAAAUUCAGUGAUACGCAAUCUGACAUCCUUUGGUUUGAGCUGUAAUGUUCAGAGUUUAGAAGCAAAGAAUGCAGAGCUUCUCAAAUACGUUUACAAGCAUUCCAACAUGCUGCUGGUGUAUGAUGGUGCAGAUGAUCUCUCUCUGCUGCCUAAAAUUCUUCCUCGUUCUUCUGCAAAUGUUCAUGUGGUGAUCACAACUCGGAGUGAUGAUUGCUUUGUGUUGCAGAAAGUAAGUCGCGUUAUCGCUCUUGGCUCUUUGGAAGAUGCAGAUGCCGUAUUAGCCCUAACUACAUGGUCUGGUCGUCAACCAUCAAACGAUCAAGAAUCAGUAGCAGCCAGGAAGUUAUCAGUUGAGCCUCCUAUUGAAAAGUUGCCAAUUGCUCUUGCUCAUGCAGGCACGUAUGUGCGAAAUGCCAAUCUAAGCUAUAAGGAAUAUUACAAGCAAUUACGAGACGAACAUUUGAAGGUUGAGGCUUUGGCUUUAGAUCUUGACAAACUUUUGAAUUACUUUAAAGCAAGUAGUUUGCGAGACGUGCUUGUGAACUCUGGUUUAACUCAACCUGCUCAUUUGAAAGAGCUGAGUGAUGCGGAUAUUGAUCAAUUGAAUAUGAAGAAAUACGGCGAAGUUUUGGUCAAAUCUAUGAGAAGCUUUUUGAAGUCUUCCAGUCAUGCUCAUCUUACAUGGCAAAUGGACAUUAACUUGGUUGCAAAAGGCAAUCCCAAAGCAUUGUCUCUACUUGAAUAUGCAUCAUUUCUGUCUUCAAGAGACAUUCCAGAGAAGCUCGUUCGUCCUCUUGUGUUUCGUGAAUGUGCCAAUUAUGAAUACAGAUUGUGUGUCUCCACUUUGUCUUCACACAAUUUAGUUGAAUGGCACGAGACAUCAGAAGGUUACACUUUGAAUAUUCAUCCAUUGGUGCAGUCAACAGUGUUGGAACGUGUCAAGCAGCAGCCAGAUGAAAUGGAACGUAAAAUAACUGAUGUUUGCAAAAACAUGAAGUCUCAUCUACCGGGCAAUAAAAUGGACUUUAAUGCUCUUUCAAGUGAUGUACGACUUCAACUUGCUUCUCACUCAUAUUCAUUGGCUAAGCAUGUAUUGCUAGAUGGUGUAGAAAUACGAACUUGCUUUGAUGUAGUUAGGUAUACAUGUGAGACUUUUCUGCUGUACCUUCCUCAUGACACAUCAUGUUAUUUGUGUGAAAAAUGGUACCACAAAGUAAUGCAGUUGGACAGUUUGCCACAUGAGGUCAAACGUGAAUGGCUCAUAGAAGUAAGGAAUCUUAUGAGUUUGGCAUAUCUGUUCAAGCAGAAGAUAGAUGAAGCAUUAGAUUUGUUUCUGAAAACCAAGAAGAUGAUUGAUGAGUUAAAACCAGAUGAGAAGGAAGAAAUAUAUCGACAUCAUAAAGAUGUGUUGCAAGGUAUUUAUCUUUGCUAUAACACACUACAGAAAUUUGAAGAAGAAGAGUCUUAUCUGAAAGAGUGGAUGUUGCUGAUGAAAACUUCUGGAAAACAUCUUGGAGCUGACUUUGCUAAGGUUGAAUGCGCGUUGGCAGAGGCCUACUUAAAGAGGGGUAAACGAGACGAAGCAAUGAAAUUAUGCCAACAAGUGAUGGAAAAGUUAAAUGAUAUGGAGGAAUAUGAUCAGUUCAAAGUGACCACAAUAUUAUCACAUUCUUUUUUAUUCCUUGGAGAAUUUGAAAAAGCAGGUGAUCUAUUGGAUAGGUCAUUGAAAUUGAUUUUCAGAGACGAUUCUGACAAUAAAUUUCAUGAUGAUCUAGAGAGUCGUGCCGUCAUGAUGCUCAAGUGUCGAUGUGAGCUUGAAAGACCUAAUGCAUCAAAAGGCAAGCUUACUGAAGCACUGAAAAUGGCAAAAGCAGCUUUGUCUCUUACUCAGUCUUUACUACCAUCAGAAAAUUUUGAGAUUUUCAAUUGUAAAGUGCAAAUUGCUAAAUGUAACAGGGAAUUAGGAAACAUGGAAAUGUGCAUUGAACAACUGAAAGAGAUCAGGAAAGUCGAGGAGCCAUACAUGCCUGAUUCACGUAGCAGACUAUGUACUGUAAUAAGAGAAUUAGGAGACAUACAUGAGGAGAGAGGUGAUCGAGGUGAAGCUCUGAGGUGUUACAAGGAAGCAUUAGAGCUGUACCAGCAGGAGGACACGUCUUAUCAUGUGGACAUUGCUAAUACUCAUUUCUUGAUUGGUAGAAUAUAUUUCUUCACGGGCAACGCCACUGAUGCUGUAAAGCAUUUUGAGCAGUCUAUAGAAAUUAGAGAACAGAAGCAGUUACCACCUUGUCGUGAAGCUGGUCUAUGCUAUGCAUUUCUUGGAGUUUGUAAUUUGCAGGCAGUAAAAAGAAAGGCUCGUGUGCUGGAAGACUUCCAUCAAACACAAGAAUUAUUUAUUAAGGGUCUCAACAUACUGUUAUUUUGUUCGGAUUCCGAUCCAAAUCUACCAUCUGUCUUGGUAAAUCUUGCUUCUUCAUAUGGCAUGAGAAUUGAUGUGAAGUCUACGUAUGAGAAGGCCACUACGCUAAAACUAAUAGCAAGGAAAGCAUAUGGUUUGGGAGAUUUUGCUAAAGCUAAAGAUUUGUUCUACAUGCAAAUGAAAGUUGAAGCUGCCACAAUGGUUUCACAGCCAGCACAAAAAGCUAUUGCGCUGCACGACAUCGGUUUGUGUCAGAUAGGUCUUUCACAGUUGAACGAAGCUGAGGAAACAUUCACAGAAUCACUGAGAAUUGCUCAAUCUCUGAGACCAGAAGAGCAUCAAGGUUUACAGAUUUCAUCCAUCGAAAAUGUGCUUGGACUAGUUCGGAUGCUGAAGCACUCUAACUUCGAGUUUUAGGUUAGGGUAUAGACUUAUUAGUAGCAUAAUACAGUCACAAGAUUCAUGAAGUGUAUUUCACAGUUAGUGCUGAUUGUCAUAUGUCUAUAUGUUUGUUUGCUUUUUGUCUGCUUAUUGAUAUCAAAUAUAUUCUUAACUUUAUAGACAAUAA
Corticium candelabrum is the source of this 4640-nucleotide messenger RNA. RefSeq lists its product as uncharacterized. The record is from RefSeq and is a predicted model, not a curated record. The transcript has 19 exons. Gene Ontology annotation, molecular function: ADP binding; protein binding; catalytic activity. NCBI's taxonomy places the organism in Eukaryota, Metazoa, Porifera, Homoscleromorpha, Homosclerophorida, Plakinidae. Bases 95 to 4489 code for a protein of 1464 amino acids. Gene Ontology annotation, biological process: signal transduction; nucleoside metabolic process.